AUGUAUAAUCCAAACAACCCACCCACGUUCAAUUACGUGCCGCAGGAUCCAUCUGUUCACCCAUUGCAGCAGGCACCGAUGCAUGUGCCUAUGGAUCCGGGAUAUCGCAAUGUAACAGUAGUGCCGCCGAUAUGGCCUGGCAACGCGCCAGUGCCGGUGCACAGCCCGUUGCCCGGUAUGCGGCCGUGGCCUGAAAAUCAGCUGAUGUUAGGAGGGAUAGAGCUGCCAAGUCAGGCAUACCGGUCACCCGUGAGCUACAAUACGGCGCCAUUGGUUUCGACCCCUAGUAACCAGGAUAUGUUGAACCUGGAGCAUCUGCGGCCCAAUCUUGGCACCCCUCCCUCAGGGACCAAUGUGCACCAGCUACUGCGGACCCCAUCGCUCAGAUCUCUGGCUAGCGGGAGGGGGUCUGGGCGCGAAGAACCGACAGCGAAGGGUAAAGGCAGAGUCGGGCAUAUGAUGCCGAUAAAUAAGCUGCUGGGUGACUACGAAGGGCCACCAAUCGCCAUGUUUGACGCGCCGCGUAUUGAGAGACCCGAUGACCCAAAACCGUACGUGCCAAUGUUUAAGCAAAUGCGGGUGAUACAGACACCCGGUCUUGGACGUAAAAUCAGUUUGGGUAGGCUUGAAGACGAUGACAGCGACGACAAUUCAACGUCAUUUUUGCAUAUUCCUACGAGCAAAUUGGCAGACUUCGCGAGCAAGACGUUCGGGAACGUGGUUAGGUCGAUUGCGCCUCCAAAGAUCGCAAUUCCGUUGAAUACGAGGCCUCUGGUGCCGCCCGGAGUUAUAGAUUCCCCGCCAAUCAUGAGUGUUGCGCCGAUGCCGCCGCCGUAUCCACCUCCAAUGGGCGUGGUACACCCAACCCCUCUGCUGCCUCCGCCAAGCGCCAUGAUCGGCAUGGCGCCUGCGGUUGUGCCAAUGCCGGAGAUGCACAUGCAGGAGGCGCCUAUCGUUAGCAUGGAUGUGCCGCAGCCUAUGGCUGUGCCGAUAGGAAUCCCUUUUGACCCCAACAACCCUAUGCCGUUCCCCGGGCCGGCCGUCGUGACGCCAGUUGCUCGGCAAAAAAUGCCUGUGCUCUCCAUGCCUUCAAUUGGGACAGCGGAAGGAGUGGCUUCGGCGGAGUUACUGUCGCAAAUGCGUGACCCGGUAGCGUACAUGACCCCUCACACGCCAACGGUACGUGUAAAGAACAAAGGGAAAGGGGCAGGCCCCGUGAGCGCGAAGAGCAACAUGAGCAUGUCUGGGUUGUCAAGCGCAAGUUACCCCGUGCAGUACACGGUAACUCCCGCUAUGGGGAUGCCCAUGCCAAUGGACGGUACCGCCCUUGGCACACCUUCUCCGCCACCUCCUGCAAUUGGAUUCGCUGUUAACGCAACGGUACCAACGCCAAUCGCUACGCCCUACGCCACCCCUGUUGGCAUGGCCAUGCAUGCACCCAUGUCCAUGCCGAGCUGCAUCGCACCGAUGGUCCCCAUCGCUUCGGGGCCUUUGACCAUAUCCUUACAACCGCCGCCGAUGCAAACUCCGAUUGUCGUACCGGACUCAGGCGUUCCUGCUAGUGCGGGCGCCAUAUCGCAUCAACCCGAGGAAUCCAUCCUGGACGAGAUCAAGAAAGAGAAGAACGUCGACCAGGGUGUCGACAGGAAACUGGUUUCGGCGCCGCGCAUCAUCGUCGAAUCCUACCAGAAGCUACUCGAGAAAAAACGCAACCGUUUACGCGAGUGCCUGGUGGAGGACUGCAGGGCCGUGCUCGGGGAGCGAGGCAAAAUCGACAUCCCGUACCAGUCGACAGAAGAGAACGGACGGUACCAUUUCUACGUGAGAGACAUCGUCGCCAAGUUGCUACCGUACCACGUGUUCUACUACGAAGACGUGGAACACAAGCCGAAGCCGCCAUCGAAGGACCUAGAUGUCCUCGAAGAGCGCGUGCAGUCACUCAAGAAUCGUUUGAUGAGCAUGGCAGCGCAGGCGAAGAUCACUCAGCAGAACUACGAGUGCACCAAGGCCUGCGUGGAUGCUCUCAGGAAUGUCGUGCGAAAGAGGGAGGCGACGCAGUGCGGCCGACUCAGCACCAUCUAG
Babesia ovata is the source of this 2082-nucleotide messenger RNA. RefSeq lists its product as uncharacterized. The record is from RefSeq and is a predicted model, not a curated record. The transcript has a single exon. NCBI's taxonomy places the organism in Eukaryota, Apicomplexa, Aconoidasida, Piroplasmida, Babesiidae. The coding region runs from base 1 to 2082 and encodes 693 amino acids.